UGUCCUUAGCAUGUGUCGUGGAGGGAAAGAAUUCAAAUAAAAUGUGGGCCCCUUAUUAUGACUUUCAGACAGUCAUGAUGAUCCAUAUUUAAAAAUAAUUAAAUAAAUCGAAUUUCAUGGACGCAUCUUCGCGGAUCAUUUCCCAUCUGUUGGAUUUUUCUCUUGACGAGCUUUCACUUUAAAAAAAAAUAAAAAUACUGCCGCAUGUAUUCUCUGGUACGAAAUUUGGGUUCACACGUUCACUUGGCCGGCUUAAUGUGUACGUGUGAAGGAUGACACAGACUAUCGACUAAAGGUCCACAUUCAAAGUACUUGUGUGAUCCACAGGAUGAAUUCACAAGCUCAUUUUUGGACCACGGAAUCUGCUCGAUGGGGCAAGCUUGAUGACCGGCUUGGAUUUCUCAACUUGGCACGUGUGGCCGCGAGUGGAGCAAGUGCACUUGGCAUAAAUGCCCUGCGAUGAGGAAUCAUAUAAUACUCGACCCGAGGAUGUACUUUCACACUACAAAUAGGGAAGGUUGGAUGAAUAUUGCAGCGAUCAGAGCCACCUCAAAUGUUCCGUUCUCUCUCAAAUUCUCUACGUGUAGAGAAUGGAGUUUCCAUAUUUGAGUGUUAGGGUAUUUUGGUCAUUUACACUACUCCAUGCAAUCCUUCUCAACUCCGCUUCACGGUCGGAGCUUGCUAGCCCUUCGUUGAGAAAUGAGACCGAUCGACUCGCAUUGCUCGCAUUCAAAGACGGUAUUUCCGAAGAUCCUCUCAGAGUCAUGAGCUCAUGGAACCAUUCUCUCCAUUUCUGUCAAUGGGAGGGAGUCACCUGCAGUCGCCGUCAUCAUCAAAGGGUCACCAUCUUGAACCUCAGGGGCCACAGCUUGGUGGGUCACUUAUCACCUCACAUUGGAAAUCUCUCUUUCCUGAGAAGAAUCGAUCUCUCCACCAACAAAUUCCAAGGCCAAAUCCCUCAAGAAAUAGGCCGUUUGUUCCGUCUUCAGAUUCUCAACCUGACUGAUAAUUCACUCCAAGGAGAAAUUCCAUCCAAUCUGACCCACUGCUCAGAAAUCAUAGCCAUUCACAUCGAGCGGAAUCAGUUGGACGGAAAACUUCCCACUGAGCUUGGCUCUUUGUCAAAGCUCAGUGCUCUUAACGUCUACAUCAACAAUCUCAGUGGAAGCAUCCCACCUUCGUUGGGGAACCUUUCCUCUCUCACCACUCUUGAUCUAACAGAUAACAAUUUUGAAGGGCAAAUUCCAAACCAGCUUGGUCAAUUGGCACGCAUUGUCACUUUUCAAAUAGGUGUAAAUCAGUUAUCAGGUACGAUUCCACCAUCGAUUUAUAAUCUCUCAUCCAUCCAAGUGUUUAGCGUGGCAGCUAAUCGGCUACAUGGAAGCAUUCCCCCUAACCUAGGCCUUGCUUUUCCACACCUGCAAUGGAUUACCACAGGAACAAACCAAUUCACGGGAACAUUGCCAAUUUCAUUGUCCAAUGCUUCCAGUCUUGAAUUUGUUGAUUUUAGCUCCAACAGUUUUAGCGGACCCGUGCCUAUGAAUCUAGGAAGUCUUUCGCGUCUCUUCCUUUUCAAUAUCGAGAAAAAUCAGCUUGGAAACAGAGAAGGUGAUGACAUGAGCUUCCUCACUUCACUGACCAACUGCACCCGUCUAAAAGCUAUAGGUGCAACUACUAAUAAUCUCGAGGGUGAAUUGCCCAGCUCCAUUGCUAAUCUCUCGACACAGCUAAAUAUUCUGUUUUUAGGAGGAAACAAGAUAUUUGGAAUUAUUCCCAAAGGAAUCGAGAAUCUUGUCAGCUUGUAUGCUCUGGAUCUUGGUGGGAAUUCCAUGAAGGGUACUCUUCCGGACGCUCUUGGGAAGCUUAACAAGUUGCAAGCCUUCAAUCUCUCUGUAAACAAAUUUUCAGGACAAAUCCCACCAUCAAUUGGCAAUAUCACUCGAUUGAGCGCUCUAUUCUUGAAUGGAAAUGAUUUCCAUGGAAACAUACCGUCAAGUUUUCGAAAUUGGGGAUUUAUGGAACAAUUGUUCAUUUCUCAAAAUAAAUUCAAUGGUACCUUACUCAAACAAGUUGGCGCAGCUAAAAUCAACAUGUCUCGUAACUCAUUCACUGGUUCUCUCCUGCUGGAAGUUGAUAACUUAGAGAAUAUUAGAGAAAUGGACGUCUCAGAGAAUAAGCUAUCAGGUGAAAUUCCAGAUACGUUGGGAAAGUGUCAAAGCAUGGAGUUGCUUUAUAUGCAUGGCAACUUGUUUCAAGGAACCAUUCCAGAGUCUCUAAGGAAUUUAAAAGGUAUCAUAGAGCUAGAUCUCUCGCGCAAUAACUUGUCUGGGCAGAUUCCGAAAUAUUUGGAAGAAUUUCAUUUCUUACAGUAUUUGAAUUUGUCAUUUAAUAAUUUCGAGGGUGAAGUUCCCAAAGGAGGAAUUUUUAGAAAUGCCAGCGCAAAUUCAGUUGACGGAAAUAGCAAACUCUGUGGAGGUAUACCAGAACUGCAAUUGCCAGGGUGCCUUAAGCAAGCUUCCAAGAAAAGAGGAAAGCCUCUUGCUCCCAGAGUAAAAGUCACAGUCAUUACUGUGGUUUUAUCUUCGUUUCUCAUUUCGUGUAUCAUUGUAGCUCUUUAUUGGAGAAGAAAUUCUCCAAAGAAAGCUUCUUCUCCAUCUUCCACAGAGAAUCAGUGGUUACAAGUUUCUUAUUCAGAUCUCCUUCAAGCAACAACUGGGUUUUCUUCAGCUAAUUUAAUUGGUGUGGGAAGUUUUGGUUCUGUAUAUAAAGGAAUUCUAGAACGCUUUGAAACACUUGUUGCAGUGAAGGUACUCAACCUCCUACAGCAAGGAGCUUUUAAGAGUUUUGCAGCUGAAUGCGAAGCUUUAAGAAACAUCCGACAUCGAAAUCUUGUCAAGAUCUUAACAGUUUGCUCGAGCAUUGAUUUUAAUGGCAAUGAUUUCAAAGCUCUAGUGUUUGAGUACAUGCCUAAUGGUAGUCUGGAGAAGCGGUUGCAUCCAAAGGUAGAUGAACAACCUCAAUUGAGGAAUUUGAAUCUUACCCAAAGGCUAAAUAUAGCCAUUGAUGUGGCUGCAGCAUUAGAUUAUCUUCAUCAUCAUUCCCAGACGCCAGUCGUUCAUCGCGACCUAAAGCCAAGCAAUGUUCUUCUUGAUGAUGAUAUGGUUGCCCAUGUGGGUGACUUUGGUUUAGCAAGGUUCCUCUGUGAAGUAGCAGAAAGUUGCUCUCAAAAUCAAACUAGCACAUUUGGGAUUAAGGGAUCUAUUGGGUACAUUCCUCCAGAGUAUGGGAUGGGCGGUAAGGCGUCCACACAUGGAGAUGUAUAUAGUUAUGGGAUCCUUCUCCUGGAGAUGAUCACUGGGAAGCGGCCAUCAGAUGACAUGUUUAAGGACAAUUCGAGCCUUAGUCACUUUGCAAAGUCAGCUUUUCCCAAACAAGUAAUGGAGAUCAUAGAUGCAAGACUUCUCUUAGAAGAUUCUGAAGCUACUCAAGAUCGCGAAAAUCAUAACAAUGUGAGAAAUAGGAUGCAUGAUUGUUUGGUUUCAUUGAUCCGAGUUGGUAUAUCGUGUUCUGCAGAAUCUCCAAGGGAGCGAAUGAAGAUGAGAAACAUUGCCACAGAAAUGCAUGCUAUUAGAGACUCAUAUCUCAAAGUCGGGAUUCAGUGACAGAGACAAAAUAUGCCUUAUCUUUAGGUGAAGGUUCAUCUAAGAUUAGAUUAGUAGUUACAAUGAAGAAAAU
Messenger RNA from Magnolia sinica, 3735 nucleotides. RefSeq names its product probable LRR receptor-like serine/threonine-protein kinase At3g47570. Bases 591 to 3662 code for a protein of 1023 amino acids. The transcript has 2 exons. Lineage: Eukaryota; Viridiplantae; Streptophyta; Magnoliopsida; Magnoliales; Magnoliaceae. The record is from RefSeq and is a predicted model, not a curated record. Gene Ontology annotation, molecular function: protein kinase activity; ATP binding; protein binding. Gene Ontology annotation, biological process: protein phosphorylation.